AUGGGCUCCAACGGGGGAAGACCAAUGAAGAUAUCUCUUGUUCCGCUCCCCAAAGGUUCCGUCCUGUUACCUGGCGCAACACUCCGAAUCCCAGUCUCAAACCGACCAGACCUUGCCAACCUGCUUUCUUCGCUUCUCGACCGGACGAAUGCCACCAAGCGGGAUGCGAACUCGAUAACCUUUGGCUGCAUUCCUCUGUGCUCGCCCUACUUGAGCAAGGAUGGUCAACACGUCAUUGACAAUGGUGCUGUUGACGAAGACAAGAAAGACGAAUUCGAAUCUUUUGAUGCCGGUCAAGCGAGAAAGGAGGACCUUUUCCGAUACGGUACCCUCGGUAAAGUCAUCGGAGUUCAACGACGCGCCUAUUCGGAGCCGCAUCUACUAGUUCAAGGCGUUCAGCGCCUCACAGUCAGGCGCGUGCUUAAGGAGCGCCCGUUCUUCGAAGCAGAGUGCAUUCUUUAUGAUGAAAUAGAGGCAUCUCCGAACGACAGAGAAAGCGCAGAACUCUUCCAGCAAUUAAGACAACUUUCCCGAGAACUGCUCACCCUUUUAAAAUAUACCUCAUUGAUACCUAAUACAGGAGGUCCUCGCUUGUCGCCUCUAAUUGCUCGUAAAUUUGAGUUGAUUAUUACGAAGUCUGACCUGUCGCAGGCAGGAAGGCUUGCAGAUGUCAUGGCUGAUAUUGCAGAGACUGGCCUUGAGGACAAGCUUCGUGUCCUUGCAGCUUUCGACAUCAAGACUAGAUUGGAAAGAGUGGUUGAUAUCCUAACCAAGCAGAACCAGAACAUCCGCGGCAAUGUCAAGUUUACCACUAUCUCCACGGACACUAUUCCACCGGGAUCAGUGCUCGAUAUUAGCCAAAUCGACCCUCGAAUCCGGGACUUAUUAUCGAGGCGGGGCAUCUCCGGCGCGCCAGGAACCCCUCCUCCUGGACUUGGAGGACGAAAUAAUGAGGCGGAUGAAAAGGAGUCCAGCGAAUUGGACGAGUUGCAACAGAGAUUAAAGGAGGCCCAGCUCAGUCCGGAGGCUCAGAAGAUUGCGGAGAAAGAGAUGCGGCGGCUUCGGAAGAUGAUGCCUAUGAAUCAGGAAUACGGAGUUGUGCGGACGUACCUCGAAAAUCUUGCGGAUAUCCCGUGGACCAAGGCGACUGAAGAUAGACUCGGACCGGAGACGUUGAAAGCAGCGCGGAAGCAACUAGAUGAUGACCAUUACGGUCUCGAAAGGAUCAAGAAGAGGCUUCUCGAGUAUCUUGCUGUUCUGAGGUUGAAGCAGUCGACGAACCAAGAUCUGGAGCAGCAAAUCAGCUCUUUGACAAGAGAGUUGGACAAUUCUGGUGGCGACAUCGAGAAGGAUAUCCCGUCUCUCCCAGAGUCGGAUCGCGCUGCAAUUGAGUCAAAGCUGAAUGCACUAACGUCUAGGCGGACGGUAGACAAAUCUCCCAUUCUGCUUCUUGUUGGACCCCCUGGUACCGGAAAGACCAGUCUGGCGAGGUCUGUUGCGACUGCUUUGGGCCGCAAAUUCCAUAGGAUUUCCCUUGGUGGUGUUAGGGACGAAGCUGAAAUCAGGGGACAUCGAAGAACAUACGUUGCUGCCAUGCCUGGCGUAAUUGUCAAUGGUCUUAAGAAAGUCGGCGUUGCGAACCCGGUGUUCCUGCUCGAUGAGAUCGACAAGAUCGGUGGUGCUAAUUUCCAGGGAGAUCCUUCAGCAGCGAUGCUUGAAGUCUUGGAUCCUGAGCAGAACCAUACCUUUGUCGAUCAUUACAUCAACAUCCCCAUUGACUUGAGCAAGGUCCUGUUCAUAGCGACGGCUAACUCGCUGGAUACCAUUCCUGCUCCUCUCCUCGACCGAAUGGAGACAAUUCAGCUGUCCGGGUACACAACUGUCGAGAAGAGGCAUAUUGCUAAGAGACAUCUUAUUCCUAAACAAGUCCGAGCGAAUGGACUUUCGGAUGCCCAGAUUGUCCUGUCGGACGAUGUUAUCGAUAAGACCACCACCUCUUACACUCGCGAAUCCGGUGUCCGCAACCUCGAACGGGAGCUCGGUUCGAUCUGCCGCUACAAGGCUGUUCAGUAUGCAGACGCGACUGACAGUGCCAAGGCCGAGUCCUACAAUCCUGUCGUUACCGUUGACGACCUGGAAGAGAUCCUCGGAAUCGAGCGCUUCGAUGAGGAAAUUGCCGAGGAGCACGGCCGCCCAGGUGUUGUAACCGGCCUAGUCGCCUACUCGACCGGCGGACAAGGAAGCAUCCUCUUCAUUGAGGUUGCCGACAUGCCAGGAAACGGCCGCGUCCAACUCACUGGCAAACUAGGAGAUGUCCUUAAGGAAAGUGUCGAAGUUGCUCUUACCUGGGUCAAGGCUCACUCCUUCGAGCUCGGCCUAACUUCCGAUCCCAACGAGAACAUCAUGAAGAACCGCAGCUUGCAUGUGCACUGCCCUUCGGGUGCCAUUCCCAAGGACGGUCCUUCUGCUGGUCUCGCACACACCAUCGGUCUGAUCUCGCUAUUCUCGGGCAAGGAAGUUCCGCCAAAGCUUGCAAUGACCGGCGAAGUCUCUCUCCGUGGACGCGUAAUGCCUGUUGGUGGUAUCAAGGAAAAACUCAUUGGGGCACUGCGGGCCGGUGUAACCACUGUCCUUCUACCUUAUCAAAACCGUAAGGAUGUCAAGGACGUUCCGGCGGAGGUUAGCAAUGGCCUUGAAAUCAUAUAUGUCAAGCACAUUUGGGAGGCUAUCCGACAUGUCUGGCCUGAUGCCCACUGGCCGGGCCAGCACCACAUGAACUUCGUCGAGAGUCGUCUAUGA
This is a messenger RNA of Aspergillus mulundensis, 2799 nucleotides long. RefSeq names its product putative LON domain serine protease. Gene Ontology annotation, molecular function: ATP hydrolysis activity; ATP-dependent peptidase activity; serine-type endopeptidase activity. Gene Ontology annotation, cellular component: peroxisomal matrix. The coding region runs from base 1 to 2799 and encodes 932 amino acids. The transcript has 3 exons. Gene Ontology annotation, biological process: protein processing; protein catabolic process; protein quality control for misfolded or incompletely synthesized proteins. The record is from RefSeq and is a predicted model, not a curated record. NCBI's taxonomy places the organism in Eukaryota, Fungi, Ascomycota, Eurotiomycetes, Eurotiales, Aspergillaceae.